Messenger RNA from Mandrillus leucophaeus (drill), 801 nucleotides. RefSeq names its product transmembrane protein 262 (gene CATSPERH). NCBI's taxonomy places the organism in Eukaryota, Metazoa, Chordata, Mammalia, Primates, Cercopithecidae. The record is from RefSeq and is a predicted model, not a curated record. The transcript has 2 exons. The coding region runs from base 73 to 768 and encodes 231 amino acids.
CUGUUGCUUUUCCUGGGCAGGGCCUGCUUGCUCCAGCUCUCAAGUCUGACUUGCAUCUACGCUGUGGGCAAGAUGCGGCUGCGAGACCGCAUCGCCACAUUCUUCUUCCCAAAAGGCAUGAUGCUCACCACGGCUGCACUGAUGCUCUUCUUCUUACACCUGGGCAUCUUCAUCAGCGACGUGCACAACUUCUGCAUCACCCACCACUACGAACGCAUGAGCUUUCAUUACACGGUUGUCCUGAUGUUCUCCCAGGUGAUCAGCAUCUGCUGGGCCGCCAUGGGGUCACUCUAUGCUGAGAUGACAGAAAACAAGUACAUCCGCUGCUCUGCCCUGACCAUCCUGAGUGAGUGGCGGGAGGGGGAGGGUGCAAGGGGGAGCGGGGAGCUUUGGAACCCUGAGAUAUGGCAAGGAGUAGCCAGGGAAGGGUACUGGGGCUCAUGGGGGGCUCUCUCCUCCACCCAGUGCUCAACGGAGCCAUGUUCUUCAACCGCCUGUCCUUGGAGUUUCUGGCCAUCGAGUACCGGGAGGAGAACCACUGAGGCCUGGGGAGUCGGAACAGGGCUGAGGAGGCUGAACGAAAAGGCUGCCUCGGGUGUUUUAAUAAAGUUGUUGUUUAUUUCCACCUGCCAGCUCCUUCAUGGGGCAAGGGGUGGGAGGCUGGAGACCCGGGAGGAAAGCAAGUCAAGACAAAUGCUUGACCCGCGGGGACUCCAGGCCCAGCCUGCAACCACUCUGGUGGACUCGGCUUUGGGUCCAGGGUCUUAGUGUCUUAGGCUUGACGGAGAGGGGCAGUGAAGA